Cladophialophora immunda is the source of this 1804-nucleotide messenger RNA. RefSeq lists its product as uncharacterized. The transcript is spliced from 3 exons. The record is from RefSeq and is a predicted model, not a curated record. Gene Ontology annotation, molecular function: DNA-binding transcription factor activity, RNA polymerase II-specific; zinc ion binding. Gene Ontology annotation, biological process: regulation of transcription by RNA polymerase II. Lineage: Eukaryota; Fungi; Ascomycota; Eurotiomycetes; Chaetothyriales; Herpotrichiellaceae. The coding region runs from base 171 to 1718 and encodes 515 amino acids.
CUGAUAUCAAUCUUCCUUCGUCGACGGCAAAGUGGAGACCCCGUCAAAUUCAUUAAGAGGGAGGAACAGGCCGAUUUUCAAGGGGUGGGAGCAAUCUCUCAAGCUGAACGGUCUCCUCAGUCCGUCAGGUAAACUACCAUAUACCCAAGUGCGACGUCGGGUGCGAGAUCAUGGCUCCCCAUUCCGCUAUCCUUCGAAGGAGUCAUGGUAAAUCCAAGGACGGGUGUAAAACUUGCCUGUCGCGGCGGGUGAGAUGCGAUCAGGCCAGACCUACAUGUCAAAACUGUGCUCGAGGUUCGCGAACAUGCGUCUACCUAAGCUCGUCAACAGGCGUCGCCUUAGAACAUGCGAGGUCUAUCGCUUGGAUAGAAUCGAUCGAGAUCGCGUGUCAGACCUGGAGAGAAAGCGGAGAUACUCCGUUCCCAAUGCUGAAAAUUCUGUCGUCUCACGAUUGGCACGGCCUGGAUCCACGAGGUCUCCGAUACCUCUACUACAUUGCCUCUCUCGGGGAUAUUCUGGACCAAAACAACGCCCGGAAAUUUGCGCUCUGGUACGAUACCUACGAAGUGGGUAUCCAAGCGACCGCAAAGUAUGACUUUGUCGCGUAUGCUCAAAUAGUGGCCGCCGCCAACCGCAUUGGAAAACUUACCAAGAUGGCAAGUGUCAUGGAGGACGCAGCGUGGUACCGGUCAUUGGCGUUGAAAGGCCUGCAACAAGCCCUUGCAUGCUUCUCCCGAGAGAAUGCGGAUGGUGUUUUGGCGGCGUCCCUCAGCUUCAUGUACAACCAAUCGACCCCGGCCGAUCUGCGGAGAAUCAUGCAGGGCACAGCAGCGGUCGUCGAGGCCAUGCGCCCGUGGGCCGCAUAUUCCGGAGCUCGGCUGUUAUUGGAACACAUCUAUCCUGAUAAAGAAGACUCCCAAUACCCCGCCCGGCAGCACGGAGACAAUUCCUAUCCUCCCGAGCCAACGACCUCUGUCUCUGCUCCUCUGGUCACCGUACAGUCGGCUACAGCUGCGAUCGAAUUUCUACUGGAGCAGGGACUGACCGCGAUGAACCGGCUGGCAACGUGCAUCAGGCAUAAGAAAGAGCUGUCCACGACGGCGCGGGGCCUGGCAGACAUGCUACGGAUGGCCCAAGCAGAGCACCACCUGAACGGCCAAAAGUACGAUCCGUUCUGGCUCGUCCACCCGUUCUGCGGGAUGACCAGCCGGGAAUCCAUCUCCUUCACCGACAUCAGCAGCUCGCAGCCCUUUAUCCUGGUCUUCUUGGCCCACCUGUACAGUGCAUUGGUCGUGAUCGCGAUGCUGUACCCGGAACUAGACACGGCGGGCUUCGUCACGAUUCGGCUGCACUCCCUGGAUGCCUUGACUCGACAUUUCGACCCGAUCGCCACGAUCGCGUGCGAGACCUGCCGGGAGGCCCACAGCUGCCAGGAGCUUCUGGCCUUUCCCUGGAACGUCCUGCAGACAUACCGGAAAUGGCAAAUGGAUCGGCGAACUAUAUUAUCACCUGGGACGCGAUCCCCCGUGCCCGGGAGGCGAGAAGAGAGCUCGCUUGACAUGACCACCGAUGCGGGGGAGAUUUGCAUCAACCAAGAUAGCCGAGAUGCCUUGACGGCGGCCAAAAGCCUGCAGAGAGCGCAUCAAAGUUGUUUACAGGAAUACGCAGACUUCGGCAAGCAUAUGUCCAGACAAGCUUUGAAUCACAACCUUGUCUGAUGCCCGGCUUCCAUAGAAUGAGCGCACUGGGUCGCAAAAGGAGAGGAUCCACGGUCUCAACGAGUAUUAAAGCUACUAAGUCGUCC